AAUCACCGGAAGGCCAGUGUCAUCACAACCUGUGGAAGGACAGGGCGUUAGAAGUGGCGGGAAAAGUUUAAGGCCCCGUGGCUUUCACGUGCACUUUUGGAGGAGAAGAGUACGGGAUCCGGGAAUUGGGCCGGGGAGCUCCUGGGCUGGGACCCCAAUGCCCAGAGUGACCCUCACCAGGAACUUCCACCUGAGGCUUCCGCAGGAAAAUAUCCAAAAUGACUGACUUAUUUACCACUUUGGACAAAUUUUUGCUAGAACUGGUUUUCCAGUCUGAGCAAGAUUCAAAUGCCAAAGAAGCUGCAGAGCAACAGAUUGCUUUAUUCUGUACAAAUAUAAAAGAAAAAAAGAGGAAUAUUUUUACUCUACGAGACAAAAUAAACACAAGUGAUGAUGAAAUUGAUCAUUACCAUAAACAUAACAAAUAUAUGAAGAAAGAUUGUAUUAACUGGAUGCCAACAAAUGAUGUCCUUCAUAAACAUGAAGAUUAUUUGCAGGAACAAUUUCAGAAUCACCAGGAAACUACCGAAAAAGACAAAAAAAUGUAUCAUGAUUAUAUGAGACAGUGUAAUGAUACCUUGAAACAAUACCAGCUACAUUACUCAGAAUCUUCUUUUGCUCAAGAGUAUUAUAAGAAUAAAACAGAAGUAGAAGAAAUAAAAAGCCGAAUAAUAACAUGUUCUGAGCAAUGUAAAAUUAAGGAAACUAUUCUUAUGGAACUUAUAGUGCCAGCUCCCUUUAAAUCACUUCCUGACUGGGCGUUACAAAUUGUUCAUUUGAGAUCUAAAACUGAAGAUAUUCUUAAAUAUGCUUCAACUUUGAUUUGCAAAUCAUCUACACUGAAGAAAGAAGCAGAUGAAAUAGAAAGAAAAAUUAAUUAUUUAAAUCAGCAGGCUGCCAGAAUUUCUGAAACUAAGAACCUUUCAAAAGUCCUAGAAGAUAAAAGUGACAAAAUAGAAAAAACAAAAGAAUUUAAAGAGAGAAUUUUUGAAGAACAUGGACGUAUUUGUGAAUUAAAUGAGGAUCUUCAAAAUAGUAAACUAUUUCUUCCUUAUAAUUCUCAGAAAUUAGUUAAACCUGUAGGGAAUGAAAGACAUUUCCCAGAACCAAGAGGAACAGAUAAAAAAGAAGAAAGUUCAUUGAGCUAUUCAACACUUGCCAAGAUUGACUUCAGACCAGAGAGAAAGGCAACACCAACACCGGAAUUUGAUGAAUCCAUGAUGAAUAAAUAUUCUCAAGUUUCAUCUCUUAAAAGUACUCAAAACUUGCUACAAUUAAGACUAUUGACUCUUCAGAAGCAAUCAGACUAUAAGCUAAUGUUUGACAAAGGAAGUACAGAUUCUGAGGGUGGCAUAAAGGAAACAGAAAAAAAAUUAAAAGAUUCCACAGAUACCCUACAAGGUGGCCACACAGAAUACCUGGGAAAAUCAGUGGAGGAUAAUCAUGACAAAACUGAAGGAAGCCCUGAAAAAUUAACAAGCACUCCUGAAAUGCCUCAGUUUUUAAGAACUCCUGAUUUUUUGAAAACACCUGAACAUGGGGAGAAAUUAGAGUUUUCUAAAAGUCCUUCAUCUGAACUGCUCAGAAAUAUAGGACUUGAAGGCAAAUCACAAAAGACACCACCUGCAUUUUCUUUUCUCAUGGGCUCUUCUGUAUCACCUGGAUUUAAUUUAUUUGAGUCUUCUGAUUUUGGAAAUGAAAACUUACCAGAUCAGUUUGAUGAAAAUUAUUCUUCAGAAAAUUUAAAUCCUGUCUCCUCACAAAAAGAUAUUGGAGGCUUAUUUGGAAAAUUGGAAGGAGAAGAUACUUUUCCAUUCCCAUUUUCAUCAGAAGCUUCAACUCAACCAUUUGAAGAUGGAAAAGAUGAUUUUACUUUUUCAUUUUCAUUUGAACAAGAUCAACAUUCAUCACAUUCUUCCUCUUCAAAAGGUUUUCCAUCUUCACAAAAUACAAAACAGUUCACUUUUUUUUGAAUACAUAACUUUGUUACCAAAAAAUUUGUAGUAUGAUUUUAUUUUACAUUGUUACUGGAAAAUAUAAAUAUUGUCUAUUUUCUUGCCUUUCAGUUGAUAUUAUGCAUUACUGAUGUUUUAUGAGAUUAUAGUGACUUAAAUUUGGGGAGUUUUUAUUUAUAUUAAAGGUGAUUCCAUGAUGCUUAUUAAGGCUAGAAUUAUACUCACUUCAACAGAUAUCAGUGAUAAAUAUUGAGCUUGAUUGGACUCAUCGCACUGUGUAACCAUAUUAGGUGCUUUAGAAGCAGCAUAAUUCUUUCAAGGCCACCUUGUACUUCUUAGUGCAUCCUUGCAUGGUGUUAUUCAGUGUUGUCAGGCACUUAAGCAUGAGUGAACUGGGGGCAUAUCUGCUUCUAAGUGCUGUCAAGUGGUACCUUAAUGUUAUCCAAAAACGAAUAUGUCUCCAAUCAUCUGACUUGUUACCAAGAAGUGAUUAAAGUACAGAGAAAAAAGCUUAUGUAAUUUUUUGAGUAGAAAAUGGAAGAAGGGAGAAUAAUUAUUUCAAUAUUAUUUUUAUAUAAGAUAGAAUUAAAUGAAACAACAUAAUUGGUACAAAUUCAGGGAAUUGUAUUACCGGGCUUGUAGUGAUAUUGUCAAUAUCUUAUAUUUACUAUAUUCUAUAUGGACAUCUUGCAAAAAUUAGAUUACCUUUGUUACUUUACCAAAGGCUGAAUAUUCUUUAUGCCGUACAUGAAAUUUACAAAUAUUUGUUAUGUGUGAUUUAAAUUGUAAUACUUGGGACUAUCAAUUUUCUUAAUAAAUGUAAUAUAUCAUUUACACCUUUGGUUUGUGUGUAAUUCUUUCAGAAAUCAUUAACUAAAUCAUAUGAGAACUUAUGGAUGACUUAGUUAGUGAUGAAUAGCCUUUAGGAAAAUGGGAUGCUAUUAACAAAUACCAGCAAUAUGAAUUUUGAAAAGUGAGAAAUUCAGCCAGUUAACUUACAUUUUUUAUGGUUGGGUUCUUAUUUAGAAUAUUUUUGCAUGAUUACAUGAUUCAUGAUUUUUUACACUCCUCUUCCCUCCUCAUUCCUGAAGCUGACAAGCAAUUUCACUUGGUUAUACAUGUAUCAUUGUUCAAAACCUAUUUCCAUGUUAUUCAUAUUUGCAAUAGAGCGAUCUUUUAACAUCAAAACCAGAAUCAUAUCCCCAUCAAACAUAAGAUCGAUCAUAUGUUUUUCUUCUGCAUUUCUACUCCCACAGUUCUUUUUCUGGAUAUGGAUAGCAUUCUUUCUCAUAAGU
Messenger RNA from Monodelphis domestica (gray short-tailed opossum), 3250 nucleotides. RefSeq names its product chromosome 1 C14orf39 homolog (gene C1H14orf39). Gene Ontology annotation, biological process: oogenesis; meiotic DNA double-strand break processing involved in reciprocal meiotic recombination; homologous chromosome pairing at meiosis. The record is from RefSeq and is a predicted model, not a curated record. Gene Ontology annotation, cellular component: central element. Lineage: Eukaryota; Metazoa; Chordata; Mammalia; Didelphimorphia; Didelphidae.